AGUGCGCAAUUCGUCAUUUCCGUCGUGCUGUCAACAAAGUGUCUUCGAUCCACAAAAAACCUCAAUAAUUACAACAAGUGGAAUCUAAUAACCGAAAAAUAGUGUGUAAACAAAUGUCUGGCUACACUGGUCAGGAUAACUACUGGGGACAGCCACCCCAGGGGCAAUACAACUUCGACCCCGCUGGGUUUGGCCAACCUAACCCUCAAUUCGACUUUCAAUCCUAUGGAGAUGAGCAGACAACAGAUUAUACAUAUUCCCAGAAGAGUUACCUGGAUCCAACGCAGGGGGCUUAUGGAGGAGACAUGACGUAUGCAUCUGAUGAUUUUGGCAGAGCUCCUGGAUUUGGUGAGGAAGAGGACGAGCCUCCACUCCUGGAGGAACUGGGCAUAGAUCCAGACAGAAUCAUGCAGAAAACCCUAGCUGUUCUGAACCCAUUCCACCGAAGGGGCCAGAUCGACGAUGCAAAUUAUCUCCUUCAAGAUGCUGAUCUGGCUGGUCCAGUGGCCUUCUGCCUUAUCCUGGCAGGUUUCCUCCUUCUCGCAGGCUCCAAGGCCCACUUUGGAUAUGUAUAUGGCCUGGCAGUGACCUCCUGCCUCCUCAUGUACAUUCUCCAGUCCCUCAUGAGCAGUACUGGCAACAUCACCCUGAGCUCUGUUGCCUCUGUUCUUGGGUACUGCUUAUUGCCUGUUGUCGUUCUGGCAGGUGUCAGCAUCUUCACGACCCUCAAGGGACCUAUUGGGAUGGCAAUGGGGGCCUUUGCAGUCGCCUGGGCCACUGUCUCUGCUUCAAGACUCUUCUCGGCCAUGUCAGGAGAGGAGAAACAACGUUUACUCAUUGCUUAUCCGUGUUUGUUGCUCUAUGGAGUAUUCACCUUGAUUGUCAUCUUCUGAAUGCUAAAGGGAGACGAGGAGUUUUCGAUUUUCGAUAGAGGUCUGAUGAUUACUGAUAUUUGUGAGAGAUUGUGAUUAAGAAUUGUAUUGUAAAUAAAUUAAUUGAAUUAGAA
Messenger RNA from Diachasma alloeum, 1006 nucleotides. RefSeq names its product protein YIPF5 (gene Yip1d1). The record is from RefSeq and is a predicted model, not a curated record. The transcript has 2 exons. Gene Ontology annotation, cellular component: trans-Golgi network. Gene Ontology annotation, biological process: endoplasmic reticulum to Golgi vesicle-mediated transport; vesicle fusion with Golgi apparatus. The coding region runs from base 114 to 893 and encodes 259 amino acids. NCBI's taxonomy places the organism in Eukaryota, Metazoa, Arthropoda, Insecta, Hymenoptera, Braconidae.